UAGAGAGAGAUAUUGAGCCAUAGGCUGCUGCUGUUGCAGUUGCAUAAGCUUCUAGAGAGAGAGAGAGAGGAUAUGGGGCACCAUUCUUGCUGUAACAAACAGAAAGUGAAGAGAGGCCUGUGGUCUCCUGAGGAAGAUGAGAAGCUUGUCAAUUACAUUUCCACUUAUGGCCAUGGCUGUUGGAGCUCUGUCCCCAAGCUCGCGGGCCUGCAGCGAUGCGGCAAAAGUUGCAGACUGAGAUGGAUAAAUUAUCUGAGACCCGACCUCAAACGAGGGAGUUUCUCUCACCAAGAAGCUGCCCUAAUUGUUCAACUCCAUAGUAUUCUUGGUAACAGAUGGGCUCAGAUAGCAAAGCAACUACCGGGACGAACGGAUAAUGAGGUGAAGAAUUUUUGGAAUUCAAACAUAAAAAAGAAGCUCAUUUCUCCUGAGGUUUCAGCCUUGGCAACACUUUCUGGUCAUCUCCAAAACCCUAAUUCUCCCAAUAAUGAGGGCUUCUUCAUUCUCAAUGCAAACCCUAAUUUGAUUCUUGCAACUUCUGGCCACCAGGACCAGCCAUGUCUUUCAAAUUCAACUACUCCACCUUCUUUGCUUCAAGGGUUUGAUCUCAUUGAUUAUAAACUUGACCAAUUUACCAAUAAUCUCAAUCCAAAUGGGAGUUUUCUUCAUUUGCUACCUUCCGUUUCUCCCCCAUCAAACUUCUUCCCCCAUGACCCCACAAUGUGGCCCCCGUCCGCCGGAUAUCAACCCGUCACGGGCGGGGAGUUUGUCGUUCCGAGCACCGUGUUACCGCAAUACAUCGACGGUUCGUUUCUGCACCCCACAACGAUGCCAAAAUUAUGCGAGGUUGGUGACGAAAAUCUUUGCUUAGUUCAACAAACCUCUGCUCCUUUAAACCAGGUUGAUCCAACAACAGCCAAACUAUCAACCUUUGCAAUUGGCUACUCUCCACAAGAUCAAUGCUUGGCAGCCAACCAAAUGGCAAUGGAGCAAAUCGACGCAAUCAUGUCGUCGAUCUUGCAGAACCAGUCGUGCUCGUCGUUGUCGUUGGGGUCAUCGGGAUUAUCGAGCGGUCAGCUUGCGACACACCCCGAUCUUGUUUCGUUGAGCUGGGGAGCAUAGGGUUUAUAUAGUAGGUAUGUAGUAUAUGUAUGAGUCUGACUAAAUAAUAAUUUGAAAGAGUGCAAUUGUUUUGAGUGCUACAUAUAUAUAUAUAUAUGGUUUGAGAAGGUAAGAGCUAGUCCAUAAGAAAAAACCUAAA
Momordica charantia (bitter melon) is the source of this 1261-nucleotide messenger RNA. It is a transcript of the gene MYB26, whose product is annotated as myb domain protein 26. NCBI's taxonomy places the organism in Eukaryota, Viridiplantae, Streptophyta, Magnoliopsida, Cucurbitales, Cucurbitaceae. The record is from RefSeq and is a predicted model, not a curated record.